CUUUAAGCACGCUCAGUGCGACAACAGGCAUGCAUGUCAACCAGGGUCAAGCGAGGCUAAAACGAGGAAAAGUGGUACUUUUCUCCGGGUCGACCGGAUUAAUACGGAGGAAUCGUAUAUGGCUUAGCGUAGCCACGCCCUUUAUAUUCGUUCCAGAUGCUCCAAAGGGGAUCCAUAAUCGCAACCGUCAACUGCAACAUCACCAACACGAACUUAAAUGCAACAUCUCCGUUUGUUGCUUUGAGCUUUUGGGCCCUGUGCAUGUGCAUCGCUCUUGGUCCUGGAUUCCAGAAUUGGCAUGACACUCACCGAUACCUACCACCUUGAUCCGACCAGAUAGAGCAAGGUCCACCAACCACACGUUGACCUAUCUGGGCUACCCUGUCCAGCCUUCUUCUACAUAAUUCAGCCAGACGCGCAUCAGUGUUCACCUUUCUUUGAGGUAUUACCACGCAAGCUUCGUACACGAAGGUAAAGCCAACGCGUGGCUGCCCCUAUUUUGUUGUUCCCGCCAUUGUUCCCCCACCUCCAUCGAAUAUACAGGGCUGCGCCUUUCUUUACCAGCAAUCGUGCUUCGACAGACAAGGCUCCUUUGAGGCGUACAGCAGCACUAUUCUCUUCGAUCUUCUAUGCGCUCACGCGAUUAUUAUCGUCCUGCCCUUACACCCGCCUAGCACUCCCUCUUUCUAAGUCCGGCACGACCGAUCAAGAAAUCAAAUUGUUGACCGCUUACUACGAAUCACCUUGCGCGCCCCGAUUGGAGAAGUGUUGGUAAAAUCUACAUUUACUCUCGAGUUCCUAGCCCGCUGAAGCACACAUUAUUGAACCAUCGAUCACAAAUUAGAGGACGAAGCGGACUGUCCAGAAGGCAGCCUAGAAAUUUUAUCCAACAACAUUAGGUAUCGAUAAAACGUCAAUCCACUCAAAUCAGUCUUUGACCGCUUUCAGGAAGCGUGAACUCCUUGAGGCCCAUUUUCAGGCAGCAGAUGCAGCAGCCAUACAACUCGGAAAAUGCGGCGGGGGACCAGAUGUUGCGUUGGAAUGGCAUGGGCGAUGCUUCGGGCUUCGUGAACAGGUUAGAUGGACUCAUGGAUGGAAAUGCGCAUGCUGGCAACUCGUUCGGGCUGGUGCUGGCACAGCCGCAGUAUCCCCAGCCUGUGCCGAUUCCAUCAAACUCGCUUGCUCGGCGACAGAUGAAUCGUGCGCUUGUUCCGACUAAUCCGCGGACAAACUUUGACGGAUCUGUUAAUGAAUGGGGAAAUUUUGUUGGCGAUGAAAAUGUCCUGCUUCGGCAGAACCCUUCCGAGAACCUGAACGAGCAGGACAACGUUGAGUGGUUGGAGGAGAUGGCGCAGAAGGCUAAAAGGGAAGCACAAGCAAAACGAAAGCGAAUCCCACCGUUUGUGCAAAAACUAAGCCGCUUUCUGGAAGAGCGCAAAAAUGAAGACUUAAUUCGAUGGUCGGAAAAAGGAGAUUCGUUCAUAGUACUAGACGAAGACGAAUUUGCCAAAACCUUGAUUCCAGAAUUAUUUAAGCAUAACAACUACGCGUCUUUUGUUCGACAGCUCAAUAUGUAUGGCUUCCACAAAUGUGUGGGUCUGUCCGAUAAUUCCAUGCGGGCAAGUGAGUCCAAGAACAAGGGCCCGAGCGAGUACUCUAACCCCUACUUCCGACGCGGCCAUCCUAACCUUUUGUGGCUUAUAAACAAGCCCAAGAGUGGCAGCAAGACAAAGAAAGACGCUAAAGGUGCCAAGGGCGACAAUGACAGCGAGGAAGAGGCCUGGAACGAGGAAGUACUUGGCCCAGGACUGGCAGCCUCAACUACCCAGCCCACUCAAUCCUUACCUGAUGGAGAGUCCCAACCCGUGCCUAAGAGGAAGGUUACAUUCAUACGAGAGGAGUUGAGCAAAGUUCGUGAUCAACAAAAGCUGAUUCUCGGCGCUAUCAAUCGACUGCAGAGAAACAACAACAACCUGUACAACCAGCUCGUCAUGCUCCAGAACCAACACGACCGUCACCAGAGGUCGAUCAACGCUAUUCUCAACUUUCUCGCCAACUUGUUCCGGAAAACGCUAGAAGAUCAGGGCAACUCGCAGGACGUGAGCGAUAUCAUCUCCAGCAUGAUCACGAACCAGAAUCAGCAGUCUACGCAGCAUGCAAGUGUCGUUGAUCUUGGAGACUUCAUUCAAGAGAUGGGUCCCACGACCUACGGCACACCUCGCAUGAAGGCUCGUGGGCUGCUGCCACCCAUCCCAAACCAGAACAACCGCGUCCAGUCAGCUAGGUCAUCAACUAUGCCUAGCAGCUCGGCGUACCAGCCCGUGGGCCAUCGCAAUCCCGAGAUGGGUAAUGUCACGGAAUUUGUUAAUGAUUCUCCAAUCGACUUGAAUUUUCCCAGUCUUCGCCAAGAGCUAGAAAAAAGCCCUCAUGAACGAAUGAAGGUUUUUAACGACCACAACGCAACCGACACUCACGGACUGGAUCUGCCAGAGACGGCCGACCUUGUCGCUAACGCGCCUAACACUCUAAUUAUCGACCAGGGGAGCAAGCAGGUCAAUUUCAUGGCUGGUCAGUCCUCGUCUGCACCCUCUAUCAGAUCAACUCCCGCCCCAAUCCCUGUCGCGGUAACAUCUGCUCCUCCCCAGAUCCCCAAGUCAAUCCCUCACAUGGCUACGCCAGCCAUGCCCACCUCAGCCUCUGUCUCACCUCCGCCGGUCGAAGCGAACCAGACAUCCUCAUUCUCCCCCAUAAUGCAACCAUCCAUGGCGCCGCGUUCUUUGAAUGAGAUCAAAGUGAAGCAGGUCGACCUAGAUCAACUCCAACGUCUACAGAACGAACAGGACGCCAAGAUCAGUAAGCUAGGUGAUUUACUUCGCCCGCUAAGCCCCGCUGGACAAAUCCCUGGUCUGGGUGAUGGCGAGGCGUACUUCGACCCUCAGCCGGUAGAUCUUGAUCAGUAUUUCGACAGCAAUGCUUUCUUGGGCGAUGGUCAUUUUGGCGCUGAUGGCAACGAUUUCAACUUCGCUCCUGACACGGACUCGAAUAGUCACAACAACAAUUCGUUGCUACACCCGGAACAAACGAUACCCCACGGAGGUACUACCAGUACUCUAAAUCCUGCGAGCACAGAAGAAAUUUCUCGCAAUGACCCGGGGCUAGAUAGUACCCCUGGCCGAGGAACCAAGCGACAACGUGUGGGCUAGUGGCCCCAGCCCUAGACCUUGUUUAAAGGCUGUCCAUGGCUGGGACGAGGAGCCCCGCCGGCGGUGUCUUGAGUCAUUUAACCUAGUAGAUGGUGAGCGACAGAAGCCGAAGGAUGGUUCCAUCCACUCGACAAGGGGCAAUUUUGGAAUUGGAGGAUGACAGGACCACCAUCCAUACUUGGGCAUUGUAGAGUAGAGGGAGCUCUACCCACUUCUCUACCCUACCCGGGUAGAGUGGUUAGAUUGGUGGAUAGACUAUAAGGUAGGUAGGGAAGGCAGAUGCUGUAUAUAUGCUCAAUUCUUCGUAAUAAGCCACCUUGUAUUAUACAUCCCAGCCCUCUUCAUCGAAAUCAAUAUUCAUUUCAUCAUCCAUCUCCACAGCCUCUACCAUCAUCGCUAGCUGCUCUUCCGAAGAGAUGAGCUUCCUCGCGAACCAGUUGCCCAUGCACUCUAACCUCUGGAGGUUCUCUGGCGAUAACCUAAGCCUAUCCCAGCUCCGCGUACGGCGUGCGACCGAGAAUUGUUGUUCUGGUCCAGCGGAGGAGGGUGCGAUUGAGAGAAUAUUGAUGGCCAUACGGUGGAGACGAGGAUAGCGCCGGCGUUGCUCUGGAACUAACCACCACUGAAGAGGAGUUAUCUUUGGAGCAUCAAGAUCGAUAGUUUUAUCUUCAAUAAAUGCCGUAAACGUAUCUUCAUCCUCUUGCGAAGUAGGUUGAACUCUUAGACGACGUUUCAGCCGGUCUAAUUCAUUCUCUA
This is a messenger RNA of Fusarium odoratissimum NRRL 54006, 3959 nucleotides long. RefSeq lists its product as uncharacterized. Gene Ontology annotation, molecular function: sequence-specific DNA binding; DNA-binding transcription factor activity. Lineage: Eukaryota; Fungi; Ascomycota; Sordariomycetes; Hypocreales; Nectriaceae. The record is from RefSeq and is a predicted model, not a curated record. Gene Ontology annotation, biological process: regulation of DNA-templated transcription. Bases 987 to 3203 code for a protein of 738 amino acids. The transcript is spliced from 2 exons.